Messenger RNA from Antrostomus carolinensis (chuck-will's-widow), 732 nucleotides. RefSeq names its product stem-loop histone mRNA binding protein (gene SLBP). Gene Ontology annotation, molecular function: histone pre-mRNA stem-loop binding; mRNA binding. Gene Ontology annotation, biological process: mRNA transport; mRNA 3'-end processing by stem-loop binding and cleavage. The annotation marks the transcript as partial. The transcript is spliced from 7 exons. The record is from RefSeq and is a predicted model, not a curated record. Lineage: Eukaryota; Metazoa; Chordata; Aves; Caprimulgiformes; Caprimulgidae. Gene Ontology annotation, cellular component: cytoplasm; histone pre-mRNA 3'end processing complex.
AACAAGCACAGGCCUUCAGACAACAGGCCGGACAGUUUUACAACACCAGAAGGCCCUGGACCCCUUUCCCGGUGUUCAGAUUGGGGAACUGCAGUGGAGGAAGAUGAAAUGAGGACCAAUGUUAACAAAGAAAUUGCAAGAUACAGAAGAAAACUCCUGAUAAAUGAAUUUUCAAGAGAAAGGAAGUCUUCCUCUGGAAGUUCUGAUUCAAAGGAGUCCACUGUAACAGUAGAACUUGAGACGGAUGAAGUGGUUUUGAUGAGAAGACAAAAACAGAUAAACUAUGGAAAAAACACAAUUGCAUACGAUAGAUACAUUAAAGAAGUUCCUAGAUGCCAUCGUAUACCGGGAGUUCACCCCAGGACUCCAAAUAAAUUUAAGAAGUACAGCCGUAGGUCAUGGGACCAGCAAAUUAAACUAUGGAAAGUUGCAUUGCAUUCCUGGGAUCCACCAACUGAAGAAGGAUGUGAUCUGCAAGAAAUUAGUCCUGUUGACCUUGGUGAGAUGGAGACAGAAUCUGUUGGAAGCAAUUCUACUGAAUCUCAAACGAGCUGUCAAGAUAAUGACGAUACCUGUUCUGGCACUCCCACCAAAAUUAGACAUGUUGACUAUCAAGCAGAAGGUGAUUUUGACUUGGAAGUGUGUUUGAGUGAACCUCUUAAAGAUUUUGAUACUGUGAGUUAAAUAGUCUUGUGCAAACUGUUUUAGAGGAAGUUUCUUUUAAAUUUGAGA